CAGUUACUAAAAAAUACUGAUUUUCUGUUUCAGUGUAAGACCUGUUCUGAGCCAAAACAAAUAACUAGUUCCUCUGCAAUCUGUAACAACCCCAACUUAAUCAAACCAAUUCCAGUGAAGCCUAGUGAAAAUCAACAUCAACGAAUAUCUCAGCAAAGCAAGAAUGCAGAUCCCGAACCACAGCACUUAUCUUUGACAGCCCUGUUUGGAAAACAAGAGAAAACAGAUGUCACAGAACCACUUAAUAAACAGCAUCAAGAGAACCUUCCUGUUAGGCAGGGUGUGGUACGUUCUCUCUCCUAUGAAGAACCUAGCAGGCAUUCUCCCUGUGCAGAGAAACAGCUUUGCCCUGCUAUUCAGAAGCUUAUGGUGCGUGGGACAGACCUUCACCCCCUUGCUGAGUUUCCUGAGAACCGUCUCUGUGAAAAUGGCAAUAUCCACCCUGUGGGUGAGACUUUCACAGGACUCUUCCAGCCUGUGACUUCUCGUGGCAUUGCGACAUCUCACGUAGUUCAGGAUGCUGCUGGUACUCAGAGUUUGUUACACAAAUUACAGAGUCAGUCAGGGUCGAUGACUAAAAUGGAUCCCAGUGCAACAGGAUCUGUGAACUCAACGGCUUCUGUGUUCAGCAGGACUCCUGCUGCUGUUGGAGCGCCAGCAGCACAGAUGAAUAAUAUGACCCAGCCACCUUUGGUAUAUUUCAAUGGUUCCCUGCCAGGUCAGACUUUAGAGUCUCAGACGCUUGGUAAAGAACAGUCCAAACUUCCUAGACAGCCAGUUUCUCUCUCUGGCAAUCAGACAGCCAAUUCUGGGGUGAUAUCACCUCAGGAGUUAUUGAAGAAGCUCCAGAUAGUGCAGCAAGAACAGCUGCAUGUAUCCAGCAGACCAACCUUGGCAGCUAAGUUUCCUGUUGUUACUCAGAAUACCAACACCUUGAAACCACUGGAUUCCUGGAUAGAAAAGGCACCGGGUACAGAAAAGCAGAGCUCUCUCUUUCAGGUAAAUAAACAAUUUCAGAAACGGUUUUCUAGGUUGUUAAGGGCUAUUCUCUCUGUUUCUUUUUGGCCAGUAUAUUCUUCUUUCUGCCUUACUAUGUGUUGCUGUUUUGCACAUUGUAUUCAUUUUGCAGGUGAUAAUUUAUCAACAGCAUAAGGAAGUUCUAAUUUACUAAGCAGUGAUAGUCUAAAUACCAAAGGAGACAUCUCUUGUACAUCAGUAAUGACAAGAAAUACUGUAGUAUUUAUGUAGCUUUUCUUUGUUUUUCAGACAUGUUUAGAAAUGGCGUGUAGGUUUAAGUGGACAUACUUUGUAAUGUUUUGGGUAUAGUACUAUUUUUUCCUCACAAAAUUAGUCAUAACUUUUUCUAUGCAGGUCAGUGUUCCUUUUUGUUCCAGUUGCUAAAAGUGCUAAAGAUGCUGAAAGGAUGCUUACUUUCUAACAACAGGAUUUUAAAUUAUUUUUACAUUGCUGAAUUCAUUAUCUUGGACCAUAACAGCUACUUCAAGCUUUUCAGUAGUUUUGGUUUUUUAUUCAAUAAAUAUUGUUUUGAAAAUUUGCCCUGUGCAUGAAAGUCUUAAAAAGAGGGGGGGAAAAAAUAGCAAAUCUCCAAAACACUGAGUUCUUUUUAUUGUGCCCCGAUAUUGGGGUCAGAAAAUUUAGGAGACAUCAAGAGAUGGUGCAUCUCUACUGAAUACAUUUUUCUGUCCUUCAGGAGAAUCUCAAAUGUGAUUACUAAGUUCUAAUCCUAGACAACUGCUCUCUGCUAACAGUGUCAUUCUUUGUAGGAACUUCCACACUUGAAAGUCUUCAUGCGUGCUCUGCUUGAGAAUGAGCAUUAAAGUCCCUUUUUAAUUCCUUUAUAGGAGAUACAGAAUCCAUAAGCCUUACAUUGUGCUGGAGUCUACAAGUUACUUACCCAAAUUACAAACCAUUAUUUUUUCUGCUGCUUUUCUACUGCAACUUCUUAAAUAGCUGAAUGAAACACUACUGUUCCAAAUAUCCUCCUUGUUUCUAGAAAGCUAUUUUUCACCUGAGGAGUCUGAAACAGCCAUUUAACAAUUAAGGGCCACUUGGGCCACAUCUGUCAUAAACACUGACAGAUGAUGAUUUCUAAUUUCAUGAGAGAGGUCAGAGGAAGAUGAAUUUGUUUGAACAAAUAGCCGUCAUUAUUUUAAUUCUUUCAAUUAAACUAGCAUGAUUUUGAAUCUUGAAGGAGCGUUUGGUGGAUUAGUCACUGAAAUUUUUCAGGAUCAGUUGCUUACAGAUGGCAAUCUGACUUUCCAGUGAAGUGUUAAUGAAUAGAAAGAGGAUCUAGAGUCACAGUAAUUUACUGUUUUUGCUGGGAAUGGAACAUUGAAAGAAAUCGUCCAAUUCACUGGGAAAUGCACGUAUAGCAUGGAGACUUAGGACAUUCUUACUUGGAAGGUAAAACUGAAAUGAGGCAAGUACCUGGCUAUGCAUAAUAAGCUAGUGUGUGCAGUAGAGAGUGGGAAAAAAAUCUUGAUGUAUUUUCAAAUGAAAAAUCCAUAUUGAUGCUGAUGAGGCUAAUGACUUUGUGUAUAUUUGAGGAAGAAACUGAUGUCAGCAUUAGUUUCAGUAUGAAAAGGGAGUUGAGGAACUCACUAAUAAUGCAGUUACAAUAA
This is a messenger RNA of Meleagris gallopavo (turkey), 2642 nucleotides long. NCBI's taxonomy places the organism in Eukaryota, Metazoa, Chordata, Aves, Galliformes, Phasianidae. The record is from RefSeq and is a predicted model, not a curated record.